Molecule: messenger RNA, 1992 nt
Organism: Daphnia pulex (common water flea)
Lineage: Eukaryota; Metazoa; Arthropoda; Branchiopoda; Diplostraca; Daphniidae
Product: DNA repair protein RAD52 homolog
Exons: 7
Coding region: 457-1638 (393 amino acids)
Biological process (GO): double-strand break repair via homologous recombination; double-strand break repair via single-strand annealing; mitotic recombination
Cellular component (GO): nucleus
Source: RefSeq, a predicted model, not a curated record
CCUGUAUCUACAACCAUAGAUAAAGACCACUUCUUCCGUCGUCGUCGUCUUUAUCUAUGCCACAACAUCCAGUAUCCACUUCCGGUGAAUUGGUUUGGUUUGGUUGAUUAUUUACUAAAUUACUAUUUAAAAUUUUAGAUUAUUUUUAAAAUAACUAAUGUAAACAUUAUAGAAUAGUAAUCGUAAAGGGAUACAUGGGCAGCAUGGUCGAACCACCAGAUAAGAAAAGUUUCUAACAACAAAAAAGAUAAAUUUUUAUUUAUGAAUUUCUGAUUUCAAUUCUGCCGGGUUUGCAGAGACUUCGUUUUCUACCACUCUGUAUUCCUCUCUCUUCUAAGACUAAGGGUUCAAAAAUUAAACACGUUUUCGUGCAAACCUUAGGUUGGAUUUUCUGUAUUGUUAACAAAUUUUCUGGGCGAGGAGAUUUUUAAAUAUAUAUGCUUCCGUAAAGAAAAAAUGCAACGACCGGUUAAGUUUGGAAGAAUUGAAUAUGACGUUGAAGAACACAAAGUUUUGCAGUCUACGCUUCGCAAAGACCUUGCUCCUGAAAUGGUGAGCCAAAGGCAUGGUCCAGGUGGUCAGAAACUUGCCUAUAUUGAAGGUUGGAGAUUGAUUGCCCUUGCCAAUGAAGUAUUUGGAUUUAAUGGUUGGAGUCAUCAAGUUGUUCAACAAACAAUUGACUGUGUUGAUCAGGUUGACGACAAGUUUUAUGUUGGGGUGUCUUCGACAGUAAGAGUUGAACUCAAAGAUGGUUCCUUUCAUGAAGAUAUUGGUUAUGGUGUUUGUGAAGGAAUGAAAUCUAAGGCUCUAAGUUUGGAAAAGGCUAGAAAGGAAGCAGCAACAGAUGGGUUAAAACGUGCAUUGAAAGGAUUUGGAAAUGUUUUGGGCAAUUGUCUUAAUAACAAAAACUACCUACGUUGGGCCAACAAAUACCCGGUUACCACACCAGCUCCACCUCAGAAAAAUGACACUGUUUUAGAAGUUCCCCCGGCUGUGCAUCGAAGCCGUUAUAACGCUAUGGAGGAAAAAAAGCGUGGCAUAGAGGCUUUAAAAACACCUUCAGCAUCAACUAGCGUUCCUAUAAUUGAAAAAAAUGUUGAUGCGACUCAUGAAUCAACACACCCAAUGCCUGCCCCUCAAGAACCUGCUCCUCAAUGCCCUGGUUUUCCCACUGGGCAAAAGUUGAUUUCCACUAAGGAGACUGCGUUAACAUCAAUUAAACCGCCUAAUAUUUCUGGAGCUCAAAACGGCGAAACCAUCAAUAAUUCCGCGCUUAAAGAUGAUUUAUUAAAUGAAAGUGAUCCAGUUAAAUUGGAAAGAAAACGGAAGCAACAGCAGAAAAAGGAGGAAUUUUUGCAGCAGUUGAAGCGUCAAAAGCAGGAAGAUGAUGCCAGAAUUUCUACAGUUGGCAUAAAAUCUGAGCAAACUUCUCCAGUGCCUGAAGACGACAGCGAGAAAUGGAUGCGGGAAGUAGAUCCAGAAUCUUUCGCGCUGAUUAGUGGAAUUGAUUGGAGUGAUGAAGAAAAUCCUGCACCAAACCAGGCAAUCAUCAACAAACCGAACGUCAACACAGUCACAAAACCAGCUCCACACAAACCAGCUCAGGCUAUUCCCAAGUCAUAUAAUUUCAGAAAGUAAGACAAAACCAUUUUUAUUUUUAUUUUUUUUUCAAAAUUUUUCGAAGUUGUUGUGUAUUUAAUUUAAACUUCCGAAAUUGAAAUAAUGAUUGCUUGGAUUCCUUAUUUCUUUUUCAAUCGAACAUGUUGACUUCAAACUAGUUUAUUUACCAUAAGCACCUCCCAUAAUACCAGAACUGGAACCUGUACUGUAACUUCCUGCGCCGUAUGUUCCUGCCCCGUAGUUGUUUGCUCCGAAUUGGUUAAUUCCGUGGUUUGCUCCGUAUCCGCCAUACGUCCCAACGCCGUAGCUGCUAACGCCGUGAUUUCCGUAGUUUCCAAUAUAACCUGAAAAAUAAUGAUUGGUUGAGGACAU